AAAGAAUUGCAGAAGAAGAAGAAGCAGUUAGCAACCCUGCUAGCAGCUGGAGGUGAAGUGGCUGUGGACAGACAUGCGGGAGUGUGAUUAAUAUUCGCGUUAGUGGCGGUUAUACGACGUUACCCUUCAGUUCUGCCCCCUUGUUCCUUCGGUGCGACCACAGGCUUCUGUUAGAGCCCGCCGGAGCGCGGUCUUCUCCAAGCGGAGUCAGAAGAAUCAGCAGAAGAAGGUAGGGAGCGAUGUCCUACUAUUCGUCGUCCCGCAGCUCGUCCCGGGCCACCGACUGUAAAGUUUACGUCGGAGACCUCGGUAAUGGCGCCGCCAAGGGGGAGCUGGAGCGCGCCUUCAGUUAUUACGGCCCGCUGAGGACCGUGUGGGUGGCCAGGAACCCCCCCGGCUUCGCCUUCGUAGAGUUUGAGGACCCCCGAGAUGCAGAAGAUGCUGUGAAAGGCAUGGAUGGAAAGAUCCUGUGUGGUUCCCGUGUUCGCGUGGAGAUGUCCACAGGAAUGUCCCGGAAGGGCCGCGGGCGCCCCAGCCGGCGGCAGUUCGACCCCAACGACCGGUGCUACCAGUGCGGGGACCGGGGCCACUACGCCUACGACUGCUACCGCUACAGCAAGAGAGGCCGGCGCAGCAGCAGGUCUCGCUCCAGGUCCCGGUCCCGCUCCAGGUCCAGAUCUCGUGGCCGGCGCUACCGCUCUCAGUCCCGCAGCCGUAGCCGCAGCUACAGCAGGAGCCGCCGCAGAUCUCCAUCAUACUCCAGACGCAGAAGCAGGUCUGGGUCCCCAGCUCGCUCCAAGUCCAGGACCUCUGUGAGAAGUCGCUCUAGGUCCCGGUCUCGAUCCGGCUCUGCUCCCAGGGGCCGCUCUGCGUCCCGCUCCCGCUCUCGCUCACCAUCUGCUAACCACAAGAGAGCCAGCGUGUGGUGGGAGCUGAGCGCUGCACAGACACCGCCGCUGAUCCCAGGCCCAGGGUCUGCCAGCUGGCGGUGUGCACGUCCUGCGGGAGGGUGACUUAAGCGCUGACCUGAGAUCAGCCUUCGCCUGCGCCUGACGUUAGACAGCAGCGAGACAGAGGUCGACCUACCGACCGCACACACCCCCCCACCCCCCCUCAGUGAACGGAUGACUGUCUGUUCAACCGACGCACGCGCUCAGACGAGAUCAGCCCGCGCACACAUACGGUUGUUCUACUAGAGUCACCCGGCCAGCCUUCAGAUCUACCAGAGGGCUGACCCGCGCAGAUCAGAGCUCGGCCUUUAUUAACCCCGUACCUGCCACGCAGAGCCCCCCCACCCCCCCACGCUGCCCGCCAGAGUUCUUCGCCUCUGACUUAGCUUCUGAAAGUGAGAGAAAGAGCUGACGAGAGAUCAGUCUUCAAGAGCCACUCCGAGUUGUAGUCGUCCGUCCUUCAGUCCUUUGAUCCUUCGCUUCUCUGUACUUGUUGUUUCUGCCGCUGUCUCCAAAGGUAACCAAAAAAAAAUCAACCCCCCUGACAAAGCUCAUGUUGAUGGUGACAGGAAAUGCUGAGUGUGCAGAUGUGUGCAGAUGUGUGUGGGAGUGAGUGGACGUGUGAAUGCGAGCAGCACAGACACAUGAGAAGCUAAACAUGCUGCCACAGCUUUUCUCUCUUACAUCUCUUAGAAUAAAGCAGAUGAUUGAGCUAGCGUGCCGUAACAUGUGCUUAUGUGGCUUAUGUAAACUUUGCAGAGCAGUUUUUUUUUUUGUCUAGAGAAUCAAUGCAGAUAGUCUAUAACUGUGCUUGAUCCAUCUUCUCCUGUUGCAAGCUCAUUUCUUUCCGUCUCUGUUUCAGUCGCUCCCGCUCAGCGAGUCCACACCGAAGCCCCACGCCUGCAGACGACUGAGCCCCCUCCUCCCACCACUGUCCUAAACAGACACCCCCCCCCCCCCUACCCCCCCGACAUCCUGUCUGUUUUUACAGCAGCUGUUUUUGUUUGGGUUUCUUUUUUUUUUUUUUUUGGUUUUAGUUGGUCUUGUCUCUUAUUUCCAGAUUAUUUUUUUACCUUCAGGACUGCCAGCUCCAGAUCGUCCGGGAUCAGAGACAGAAAUAUAAAUGGUAGUUUUUUUUUUUUUGUUUUUUUUUUAAAUGUUGUUGCUGCUGUGUAAGUAAUUAUUUUUCAAAAGUGUAGCGCAGGUAGGGAUGCAUCGCCUUUUUAAUACAUUCGACUUUUAGCAGUGAAAAUUCAGUUCUUCCAGCACAACGGGGCCGACGUUCAGCUCAGACGUGGGAAUCAGAAACGGGCCGAAGCGUCGACAGUCCCUCGGCAAAAAAACUUUCUCUGAGUCGUUGCUUUGGUGUUAAAAUGUUUUCUUUCUGUCUCCCGUUCACACCAGCUGACAGGAAUAGCUGCUGGUCUGCAUGCCUCUGAAUUAGUUUGUUGUUUUCUGCCCUUCUCCUUCGUGUCGUCGCUGUGCUGAACGGACUCCCUUUGCGUUGGUUUACCGGCUCUGACUGGAUUUUAAAACACGAUGCUAAAAGUUGGGCCAGCUGGAGCGUUAUUUUCUGUUCUCGGCUUUAGAAGUGAACGUGUGGCAGUUUUAUUUUGGAAUAAACAUCUUCAACACCUCA
Fundulus heteroclitus (mummichog) is the source of this 2589-nucleotide messenger RNA. It is a transcript of the gene srsf7a, whose product is annotated as serine and arginine rich splicing factor 7a. Gene Ontology annotation, biological process: mRNA splicing, via spliceosome. The record is from RefSeq and is a predicted model, not a curated record. The transcript is spliced from 8 exons. NCBI's taxonomy places the organism in Eukaryota, Metazoa, Chordata, Actinopteri, Cyprinodontiformes, Fundulidae. Gene Ontology annotation, molecular function: RNA binding; zinc ion binding. Gene Ontology annotation, cellular component: nuclear speck. Bases 240 to 1013 code for a protein of 257 amino acids.